Morone saxatilis (striped sea-bass) is the source of this 1913-nucleotide messenger RNA. Its product is annotated as glycerol-3-phosphate acyltransferase 4-like. Gene Ontology annotation, biological process: triglyceride biosynthetic process. Gene Ontology annotation, molecular function: glycerol-3-phosphate O-acyltransferase activity. Gene Ontology annotation, cellular component: endoplasmic reticulum. Lineage: Eukaryota; Metazoa; Chordata; Actinopteri; Moronidae. The record is from RefSeq and is a predicted model, not a curated record.
GCGCAGACAAAGAGUCACUCCUGAGUCACAUUUCAGCGUCUUCAGACACUUCAAACGGACCAGAAGACCUGCCCUAAAGCUGUGGGUUUACUUGUGGUGUGCAGUCUCUUUGCUCCCUGUUUCUCCUCCGCUGUUGGGCAGCAUGACUUGGUUUACUUUCCCUGCCGACAACCUGCUGUGCAGGUGUCUUGGCAUCUCCAUCACGGUGUGGUUUACUCUUCUGUUUGUCUUCAUAAUUGUGCCGGCUGUACUUGGAGUCUCUAUUGGUAUCCGCAGACUUUACAUCGUGACACUUCUCAAGGUCUUUGAGUGGGCAACCUCACGAAUGGAGAUGGGAGCCAAGGAAAAGAAUCAGCAACUCUAUAAACCAUAUAGCAGUGGAAUCAUAGCGAAAGAACCACCGUCAUCGUGGCAGCAGGAGAUCCAGGAUCUCCGAGGUUCUGCCAGCUGUCUGCGCUCAGAGCCGGAGUUUGAGAUGGCUGACAUCUUCUACUUCUGCCGGAGAGGUGUGGAGAGCAUCAUGGACGACGAGGUGACCAAGUGCUUUUCGGCCCAGGAACUGGAGAGCUGGAACUUGCUGACUCGAAGCAACUACAACUUCCGUCAUAUAAGUCUGAGACUCACUGUCCUCUGGGGCCUGGGAGUGCUCAUCCGGUACGGUGUCCUGCUGCCUCUCAGGGUUACUCUGGCAGUCACUGGCAUUAGUCUGCUUCUAGUUCUGACUACUUUGGUGGGCUUAUUACCAAACAGAGAGUUAAAGUUCUUCCUGAGCGAGAAGGUUCAUCUGAUGUGUUACCGCAUCUGCGUUAGAGCUCUCACAGCAAUCAUCACCUAUCAUAACAGAGAGAACAAACCUAAGAAUGGCGGUAUCUGUGUGGCCAAUCACACAACACCCAUUGAUGUCAUCAUCUUGGCCAAUGAUGGCUGCUACUCUAUGGUUGGCCAGGUGCAUGGAGGGUUGAUGGGAAUGAUCCAGCGAGCCAUGGUCAGAUCCUCUCCUCACAUCUGGUUUGAAAGAUCAGAAGUCAAAGACAGACACCUAGUGGCCAAGAGGCUUGGCGAUCACGUUGCUGACAAAACCAAACAGCCCAUCCUGAUCUUCCCUGAGGGUACUUGCAUCAACAACACAUCAGUGAUGAUGUUUAAAAAGGGAAGCUUUGAAAUCGGCUGCACCGUCUAUCCGGUUGCCAUUAAGUAUGAUCCUCGGUUUGGGGAUGCUUUCUGGAACAGCAGUAAGUUUGGUAUGGUGAAUUAUCUGCUAAGGAUGAUGAGCAGCUGGGCCAUCGUCUGCAGCGUUUGGUACCUGCCACCUAUGAACAGAGAGGAAGGGGAGGAUGCAGUGCAGUUUGCCAACAGAGUGAAAGCAGCAAUAGCUGCACAAGGAGGAUUAGUGGAUCUUAUUUGGGACGGAGGGCUGAAACGGGCAAAAGUGAAAGAUGCUUUUAAAGAAGAGCAGCAGAAACUUUACAGUAAAGUUCUUGUAGGUGAGCAGGACCAGGGUGACCAAAGUGACAACAAACUUGUAGAAGAUGAAAAUCCGAAGGAGAAUAAAAGCCAUCAAGAUUCAACAGAAGUACAAUGAGGACGCAGUGAAUGUAUGACGUUUUAAGUACAGACUCUUGCGUCUUACAUAAUGCUGAAUGUGUAUUAUCAGAAGUAGGAUUUUAUAUUAAUAAUUAUUAUUGUUGUUUUACCACUCAGAAUGAAAGAAAAUGUUUAUGAUAUUUAUUUGUGUGUAAAAAUCUAUAUUUAUUUACAUUAUUUGUAUGAUGUGAAAUUACAGUACAGAAGGUACAAAUGCAAAUGGAUCAGUUUGUCUUUUCCAACUAUUUGUUUGUAGACCAAAUUCCUAUUGUGACCUUAAUUUUUUUGCCUCCUUUUUUUAUUACCAUGUGAGCUUGAUGUAUGUCACA